This is a messenger RNA of Ricinus communis (castor bean), 2099 nucleotides long. Its product is annotated as organic cation/carnitine transporter 7. NCBI's taxonomy places the organism in Eukaryota, Viridiplantae, Streptophyta, Magnoliopsida, Malpighiales, Euphorbiaceae. The transcript is spliced from 6 exons. The coding region runs from base 153 to 1868 and encodes 571 amino acids. Gene Ontology annotation, molecular function: transmembrane transporter activity. The record is from RefSeq and is a predicted model, not a curated record. Gene Ontology annotation, biological process: transmembrane transport. Gene Ontology annotation, cellular component: membrane.
GGAAGGGAAGGAGUCAAAACUAUAAAAUCUUGCAAGUGGAAAACGCAAUCCAAUUAAUUCUUCUUACACCGAUAAUUUUGUUUGUUUCAGUUAGAACUUCAAUUAGUGACAUUUAAACACAAAAAAGAGGAAAGAUUUCUGUAACAAUAAUAAUGAGAGCGCAAACAAACAAAACUAUCAAUUUAUCCAAUAAUAAUCUCUCAUCCUCAUCCUCAUCCUCAUCCUCAUCUAAUUCAAAUUUUUUUGGUUCUUUUUUAAAUUCUCAUCUUGCUCCCUACUUUCCGCGCAUUAAUCUCCCUAGACACAGAGAUACCGAAGACGAAGAUAGAUCCGCAUUUAUCCUCUCCGAUAAGAUGACAGACGGACGCCUAGUCUAUACUGUUGAUGAAGCUCUUUUCGCUGUCGGUUUUGGAAAAUUCCAAGUCCUUGUGCUUCUGUAUGCGGGCUUGGGUUGGGCUUCUGAGGCCAUGGAAAUGAUGCUUCUCUCAACUAUCGGACCAGCAGUGCAGCAGCAAUGGGGUCUUUCUUCUGCCAAACAGAGCCUCAUCACCAGUAUGGUUUUCGUUGGCAUGAUGAUCGGCGCAUACUCAUGGGGCUUAGUUUCUGAUAAAUUUGGAAGAAGGAGGGGAUUUCUGGUUACAGCCAUAAUUACUUCUGCAGCUGGACUUCUGAGUUCCUUUGCCCCGAACUAUAUUACAUUGAUUCUUUUUCGUUGUUUGGUUGGACUUGGCUUGGGAGGUGGUCCUGUACUCUUAGCCUGGUUCUUAGAGUUUGUACCAGCACCAAAAAGAGGCACUUGGAUGGUUAUUUUCCAAGUGUUUUGGACCAUUGGAGCAAUAUCCGAAGCUGCUCUAGCAUGGAUUAUUAUGCCAAGAUUGAGCUGGAGGUGGCUGCUUGCUGUGGCUGCUCUGCCAUCUUUUCUUCUCCUUGUAUUUUAUACUAUGACUCCUGAGUCCCCAAGAUAUUUGUGCUUGAAAGGUAGAAAAGUUGAUGCCCUUGGGAUUCUAGAAAAAGUAGCUAAACUAAAUGGAAAAGUAUUGCCUCCUGGUGUUCUUGUUACUGAUCAUGAACUCGAGCUACAAGAGAAGAGUCUUCCAGUGGAGGAUGGAAAUACAGGUUUACCGCAAAACGAUGAAGAUGUUAACCAUCCUCCUCCCAUGUGGAAGGAUUCUAACAUGGGGCCUUUCAGAUCACUGUUAACCCUUCUUUCGCCAAGAUUAGCUAGGUCAACCUUGCUGUUAUGGGUGGUAUUUUUUGGGAAUGCAUUUUCAUAUUAUGGCCUUGUUUUGCUGACCACUGAGUUGAACGAUAGGAAUCGUCAUUGCCCUUUAACUCAAAUGCAGCCCCAGACGGCUGUGGAUGUUAACUACAAAGAUGUGUUUAUUACUUCUUUUGCAGAGAUUCCGGGGAUAAUCCUGGCAGGUCUCACAGUUGAUAGGUUUGGUCGAAAACUUUCUAUGUCGGUUGUGUUCUUUAUCUGUGGCAUCUUCCUGCUACCAUUGGUGGUCCAUCAAUCUGCGACUCUCACAACAGCCCUUCUCUUUAUAGCUCGAAUAUUCAUAACAGAUACCUUCACUGUUGUCUAUGUUUACGCCCCAGAGAUGUAUCCAACUUCAGUGAGGUCAACAGGAGUUGGAGUUGCAAGCUCAAUGGGAAGAAUUGGUGGAAUGGUCUCCCCUUAUGUGGCAAUAAUGUUAGUGCAAGGAUGCCAUCAAGCUGCAGCAAUUCUUCUUUUUAUGGCUGUAGCUUUUGCAUCUGGGAUCUGUGUCUCACUGUUUCCAUUUGACACCAAGGGCCGUGAUUUGACUGAAAGUAUAUGCAGUAUAAAAAAUGAAACACCGAAGGUCAUGACACAAGCAGAGCCAUAAAGUCAGGGAUACUGUAUUCAGUGCAGAACAUGAUGUGUUAGGUUGAAUUUUGCCAUAGGAAAAUGAAUUGCUUUCUUACUUCAUAUGCACAGGCAUACAGAAUUUUUUGUGCUUUUCCAUCCCCUGUACAAUGCUUGUUGUUAGGAAUAUAAUCAUUAAUAAGUUUUGUUGCAGCCUUCUCUUGCUGUUGAUAUUAUUUAUAUAAGAGCAGGCAGUCAUGACCUUUUUCGA